Epinephelus lanceolatus (giant grouper) is the source of this 1939-nucleotide messenger RNA. Its product is annotated as fibrinogen-like protein 1. Gene Ontology annotation, cellular component: fibrinogen complex. The record is from RefSeq and is a predicted model, not a curated record. Gene Ontology annotation, biological process: fibrinolysis; blood coagulation; platelet aggregation. Gene Ontology annotation, molecular function: extracellular matrix structural constituent; protein-macromolecule adaptor activity. NCBI's taxonomy places the organism in Eukaryota, Metazoa, Chordata, Actinopteri, Perciformes, Serranidae.
UGAAGCUGUGUAGUCAAAGUGAGACGAGACAGAACGGCAGUUUGAUUCAGUCUUCAAUCAGAUCACCGAUGAUGGGAAUGCUGAGGACAUCAGUGGCCUUUCUUCUUCACAUGGCAGCCUCUCUGGCAGCCCCUGUGCCAUGUGAGGAGAAGGUGGUCCGUCUGGAAGCGGAGAUCCAGGGCCUGAAGAACGUGAUCGACGACCAGCAUCGCUACAUCAGGGGGCUCCACAACAGCCAAGCUCAGCAGCUGGAGCACAUACCCAACUCACACCUGGGCCCUGACAACCUCUACAGAGACUGCUCCGAGGUGUUUGCAGACGGUAACGUGGCCAGCGGGCUGUAUGUCAUUCGUCCAGACGGCUCUCCCACUGCGCUGAGCGUGUACUGUGACAUGAAUAAUGGAGGAGGAUGGACUGUCUUCCAGAGGAGGAGAGACGGCAAAGAGAGCUUUGACAGAGCGUGGGUGGAGUACAAACAUGGAUUUGGAGACCUCUUCUCCCCUGAUGGAGAAUUCUGGCUGGGCAAUGAACCUCUACACUUUAUCACCUCACAAGGAAACUACGACCUGCGGAUCGACAUGGAGGACUUUGAGGGUAAGCAGCGUUAUGCAGAGUACAAGAACUUCAAAGUGGACAAUGAAAAGGAUCAGUACCAGUUACAUUUGGGAGAGUACAAUGGGAAUGCAGGGGACGCCCUAGCUGACGCCCAUGGCCUCCCCUCUACACAUCAGAAAUGGGCCGGUCCAGGUGGGAUCAAGUUCAGCACCUACGACCAGCUGAAUGACGGCAAUGCUGACAGUGAGGCCAAGUGCAUCAGACACAGCAAGUCAGGCUGGUGGUUCAGCAGGUGUGACUCAGGCAACUUGAACGGUCACUACUACAAAGGACCGUACCAAGCGAUGAUGGAUGACGGGGUGGUGUGGUACACAUGGCACGGUUGGUGGUACUCCAUCAAAUCCGUGGUCAUGAUGGUGCGAGCAUCUGAACUGGACCAUCUGCCGCCAGUCAUUGCGCCGUUAACGGGACCAUUUGACUCAAGCAACGCGCCAGGAGAUGUCAUUGAUGUUCCUUAUGGCCAAAAGGCCUGAGAGCAAGUGUGGAAGCAACAUGUGUCUCCUCACUGGAGCUGAAAUCUUCUCCUAUUUUUUACAUAUUUGACUUAAAUGAUAACUUUAAUGCUCUUUAUUUGAACGUAGACUUUAUUUUUUACCAUGUUUUUGUGUCUAAGUGACUUUUUGAUACUGGCCCUGUAUUAAGAGAGGGUUGCAGCCAGCAGCAGGCAAACAGGCUGCAACGUGAUUCCUACACGCAAUAAAGCACCAUCAAUUUACAUCCAUUUAAGUCCUGGAGUCUCCUUCAAGGAGAAGUCUCGUUCUGAAAUCUUUGAGUUUUACAAAUUGUCAAAAUCAGUUACUUAUUCAGCCGUAAUGUUGAAAAUCUUUUAGGUAAGUGUAGGCUAUGCUUCUGUACUCCAAAACAACAAACUCUCCCGACACUCCUUCUUUUCAACUCUCACUAGUGUUUCCACUAUUAUUUUUUGUGCCGCAAGUCCCCUCUUGCAGGAUUUUAGAACGAGACUUCUUCUUGAGUGAGACAGUAAAUACACAAUAACACACAGACCAGCGAAAGUUAAGGUAAAACUUUUCAUUUCUCUGUAGGGUCCUUUUCGUAAUGUUGUUAGACACUCCUAAUGAACAUGUUGGUAGCAGAAUCAAAAACAUCCAAUCGCUGUAAAUUGACUGCACAGUUGCCUGUAGGGAUUACAUUGCAGUCUGUUUCUCCAAUCAGCUGCAGCGGUCUCACUCAGUACUGGACCAAUUAAAAAAAUUGUUGUCUCCAUUAUUCACUUAUGCCCUAUUAGUACAGGAUUAGUUUUACCUGGGGACUACAUGUGAUUUAGAAAUCACCCCGCCACGUCUGUGUUUUGUCUGGUGCAUUC